Messenger RNA from Rotaria sp. Silwood2, 2011 nucleotides. NCBI's taxonomy places the organism in Eukaryota, Metazoa, Rotifera, Eurotatoria, Philodinida, Philodinidae. The record is from the annotation of a GenBank genome assembly.
AUGACGUAUCAAAAAUGCCAAUAUAUUGAUCGUCUUUAUGACAUUCCAAUAUCGACUAUCGAUAGUGAAGAGUUUGUUCUAUUAGAAAAAAUACAAAAUUCUAUCAAUUCAGGUAUAAAAUAUUUUACUCACAAUGGUUUACUAAUACCAUUCGAAUGUGAUGGACAAGGCAAUAAACUAAAACCAUAUCGCAUUCGAACUUUUAUUUCUGAUGUAAUUUACUGUUACAAACGACUACCAUCUGAAACACAUAAUAAUGCAAUGAUACAAAUGGUUCGAGAUAUUCAUAGAGAUGUACCUAUGAUUCGUGAAAAUACAGAGAUUUUAAAAAGUAAAGUUGAUGCUAUCCUUCGUCAAACAUUCGAACUAGCUGAAUUUACUAUACCUCGACUAUUCAUUGUUCUACCAGAAGAAACAGCUACUUACAAUCCUGAAAAUUGGUUUCACUAUCGUUAUCGAUUGUAUUUUCUAUGUGAAUGUGAAGAUGAUCAUGAACGUCAUCUAGCAUUUCAUGAUGGUUACGAAAUAAAACAACCUCGUGAAUUCUUAAUUAAAUAUGGACAUCAUACACGUCGAAUGUUAACAUUAGUAAAGUACGCUACAACCAUCGGUAGUAUUGUUAUUCCAUCGAUUGGAUCUUUCAAGCCAAAUAAUUCGAUUCCAAAUGUUUUUAAAGAUCGAUUUAUGUGGGGAAAUUUUAAACAACAACUCGAACAAAUGAAUGAAACUCUCGAAAUAGCCGAGCGAACUGUUGACUUUUCAACAGAUCAAGCCGUUCAACAUUUACAAGGUGCAGAACUUCGUAAAAUAAAACAUUUUCUAAGACGAGUCGAUAAUCAACAAACAUUAGGUAAUUUAUAUCUUACAACAACAAAUGAUGGACAUAUUCGAUGGGUGUGCAUUCAACAUUAUCAAAAUCCUUAUGCUGACACAAUUCUUCAAGAAUUACAAAAACGUUUUCGAGAAUUAGGUGGAGAAAUAAGAAGAGAGUCAGCUGUAAUUGAAGGACAAGAUUCGAAAAAAUUAUCACAGUUAUUAGAUUUACUUCGACAAGGUUUAUCUAUCAUUUCAAUUACUUUCAAAAAUAUUAAAUUUGAAGAAAAAGAUUUCAAUAAUUUAUUAACAUUUAUUUCACAAAAUACUCUCAUUCGAUAUGCCGAGUUUGACAAUAUUCGUGUUGCGUACAAUUUAAAACCUGAUAAAAAAUAUCGAGAAAUCAUUUCAGAACUCAACACGGCAUUACAAGAAAAUACUAAACUCAAUAUUCAAUAUAAUGUCGAAAUGCCUUUAAACAAAUUUUCGUCAAAAUUAUCCGACAUUAUUAAAAAGUCAAGUCCAAGAUUAUCAUUUCGAAUAGGUUCUAUCGAAUCAAUUCCUUCGCUAGAGAUUACGGGAACAAAUCAAUCUGAUUUUAGUUUAACAGCAAUUCAUGCUGAAACAAAAAAUGACAGACUAAAUUAUAUUCAAGCAUUUCAAAAUGUGUGUUCAAGGAAUUACAACAUAACAAAACUUCAUUUUCAAGGCAAAUCAUUCACUAGAGAAACUUGGUCGUAUUUCUCUGAAUUCGUGAAGAGUAGUCAAAUGAUACGAGAAUUAACUUUUUAUUGUCAAUUAACAUUAGAACAAACUCAAGAAUUAUGUACGAUUUUGAAAAAUAAUCAAAACUUGAUGAUUCUACAAUUAAUUAAUAUAUGGGAAAGUACUGAUGAAAUCGAAGGACUACAAGAAUUUUUUCUAAUGUUGUGUAAGAAUUCUACUCUUCGUGAAUUUGUCGCCAUCAGUGAAAGUAGAACUUUGCCGCUAGAUUUUAUUGCUGAUUGUCUCACAGAAAAUCAAACUCUCGAAGUUUUGAAACUUCCAAAAUGUUCAAUUGAUAUCAAUACUAAUAUUAAACUCAUCGAAAAUUUUCUUGAGAAAACUUCAAUUCACACAUUAUCCUUGGAACUAAUCGAAACAAAUAGUCAACGAAUGCUUGAAAAAAUUGCUACUAUCAUUAACAAUAAUUUGAAAA